AUGAUUGAAUUGCCGAAAAGCAAACGAGAUCCCAAAGAAACUGAAGAUUUGUGCAAAUGUCGGCCAGUGUGUAAGAGUCGCAGGCGAAUAUGGAAGGGCGCGCUCCAAAAACCAUCAGAAGAACUCCUUCUUGAAAGAAAACCUCCAUACCUGUGCUACAGAAGAUGGCCAACGAAAGUGUAUCCCAAUAGUCCGUGUCCAUUAUUUGGUCGUACCAAAGGCGUCACCAUACAGGAACGGAAUGCUCCCCAUAAGCCCCAUGUGGUAAGGAUAUGUCAGGCUCCUGUAGAUGACACAGCUGACACACCUUACUUAAGAUGCGCAGAGUUGGCAAGGGCAUUGGGUGCUUGGGGGGCAGUAAAGGCUAGCUGUGCUUUUUGUGAGUGCGGUGCAUGCUGUCCAUGCGGCAUUCGCGAUUACCUGCUCCACGACGCUGAGCGGAAAGCGCGACGACGCUCCGACAUGCGCGAGUUUGAUGCACGAGUGAAGACUGACCACCAGAUAAUGCGUAUCAUGUACGACAAGGAGUAG
This is a messenger RNA of Arctia plantaginis, 531 nucleotides long. The record is from the annotation of a GenBank genome assembly. NCBI's taxonomy places the organism in Eukaryota, Metazoa, Arthropoda, Insecta, Lepidoptera, Erebidae.